Messenger RNA from Olea europaea var. sylvestris, 480 nucleotides. RefSeq names its product putative S-adenosyl-L-methionine-dependent methyltransferase MAP_4190c. The transcript is spliced from 4 exons. Lineage: Eukaryota; Viridiplantae; Streptophyta; Magnoliopsida; Lamiales; Oleaceae. The record is from RefSeq and is a predicted model, not a curated record. Gene Ontology annotation, molecular function: methyltransferase activity. Bases 1 to 480 code for a protein of 159 amino acids. Gene Ontology annotation, biological process: methylation.
AUGCCUGCAUUUGAAGAUCCUCUUUUUAUCGACCCAGACGUUGGCUGCCUUGUUCCUCCCGAUUUCCACGUUAAGAUGAUGCAGCAUCCACACAAGCACUGCCUUGCAAGUAGGUUUAUUGAUGAUAAGUUGCUAACUACAAUGAAUAAAACUGAUGGGCUAAGGCAGGUGGUUUUGUUAACAGAUGGCAUGGACACUCGACGUCUGUACAGGCUCAAUUGGCCAGCAUCAACAAUGACUUUUGAGUUAUCUCCCGCAAGAAUUUAUAGAAAAUCAACUCAGAAACUCAAAAAUACUGGGGCUAAGAUUCCAAGAAGCUGCUUGUUCUAUCAUAUUCCAUCAGAGACCUCUGAUAUUCAACAAAUUUUGCACAAUAAAGGAUUUAAUGGUGCCAGACCUAGUAUAUGGGCCUUCCUGCUUAAAAAUGGACACGAGGGAAUACCAAAAGACGACCUCUUGGGGAUGUGUAGAGGGAUCUGA